Rhododendron vialii is the source of this 1354-nucleotide messenger RNA. RefSeq names its product protein STRICTOSIDINE SYNTHASE-LIKE 5-like. Lineage: Eukaryota; Viridiplantae; Streptophyta; Magnoliopsida; Ericales; Ericaceae. Bases 34 to 1188 code for a protein of 384 amino acids. Gene Ontology annotation, biological process: biosynthetic process. The record is from RefSeq and is a predicted model, not a curated record. The transcript has 4 exons. Gene Ontology annotation, molecular function: strictosidine synthase activity.
CAACGUUGACUCAGCCAUUGUAACACAACCAAAAUGCCCGAGUCAAGCCCAACUCGGAUGAGCAAAACCGUCAUAUGCUCCAACACCUUUCUACUAUCCCUUCUUCUCCCUGUACUAGCCGCAGCUAUUCUCUACCGGCUCGACUCGUUCGACCCGGCUCCUUUCCCCACCCAUGAGUUCUCGGGUCAGCCCGUUUUCGUCCCGUUGCAAAACCCACGUUUGCUUGAAGAGGCGGAGCGGGUCGGGGUCGGGGAAUUGUUGGAACCCGAAGACCUUGCUUACGACCCGAAGUUGGGAGUUAUAUACACGGGUUGUAGUGAUGGUUGGAUCAAGCGAGUCACAGUGAACGAGUCUGCAGCGGACUCGGUUGCAGAGAACUGGGUUAACACUGGUGGCAGGCCUCUGGGACUCGUUCUGGGACGUGACAACGAAGUUAUCGUUGCUGACGCCGUUAAGGGGCUGCUGAGAGUGACCGAAGACAGCAAGCUUGAAGUGUUGACACACGAGGCUGAGGGCGCGGAAUUCAAGUUAACCAACGGUGUUGAUGUUACGAGUGAAGGAGUAGUGUAUUUUACGGAUGCAUCAAGCAAAUAUGACAUAAAAGAGACGACAUGGGACAUGUUGGAGGGCAGACCUUAUGGCAGAUUCAUGAGCUAUGAUCCCUUAACUAAGCAGACCCAAGUUUUGGUGAGAGAUCUCUACUUUGCUAAUGGAGUUGCAGUCUCACCAGAUCAACAGUUUGUAAUCUUCUGUGAAUCCCCUAUGAGGAGGUGUAAAAGGUACUACAUUCAAGGCGAAAAGAAAGGCUCUGUCGAUAUUUUCAUUGAUAAUUUGCCUGGGACUCCUGACAACAUACACUACGAUGGAGAAGGCCAAUACUGGAUUGGAUUAGCCUUGGGACUUACAGUUGCUUUUGAUCUAGCACAGAGAUACCCUUUCAUCAGAAAGGUUUUGGCAAUCAUGGAGAAACACAUAGGAACACCCGAUAUGAAGAUAAACUCUGGGGUUUUGGCCAUUGAUUUGGAAGGAAAACCACUUGCGUACUGCUAUGACCCCGCAUUGACACUGAUAACCGGUGGGAUAAAGGUCAGGGACCAUUUAUACUGCGUCUCUCUACCUAAACCUUACGUAAUCCGCCUCAAUCUGACGCAACACCCUGCUGUAUCUGGUACCGUGAUGAAGUCUUGAAUAAUGUAUCCCUAUCUUAUUUCCUCCUUAUUUAACACUUUGAAACAAUUGAUUUCGCUCCACAUUGGCCUAAGUAUUGCGUAAGGAAGUAGGGAACUACUGUCACAUAAUCGCCUAUGCUUAUAUAAGAUUAGUCCUCUAGUCUCAGAUCAGUUCUUUCAGUUCA